Strongylus vulgaris is the source of this 252-nucleotide messenger RNA. The record is from the annotation of a GenBank genome assembly. Lineage: Eukaryota; Metazoa; Nematoda; Chromadorea; Rhabditida; Strongylidae.
ACACCUCCACCGGGAGAUGAUCACAACGGGUUGAAUCGCGUGAAGGCGGAAGAGCUGAAAAGCGAGGAGGUAGAUCUCUACGACGAUGCAAUUGCUCCAUCGUCUGGAGAGAAAUCUCUUGCACCCACCCCAGUUCGUCCCGCUCAGCAUAAUGGUGGGAGUACACAUGUACCAGACGGGAAGCGGUACUGCUGCUAUAUUGGUAAUUUAGUUUGGUGGGCCACAGAUGCUGAUGUUGGCGUAAGUUUUUAG